CUCUAGCCAGUUCCCCUUUCUGUAGCUGAGUCCUUCCUCAGGCCUCAGAUUAGGAGUUGUAAGGAGGCCCGGGGGGUCUGGGGAGCGGACAAGGCUCCUGUUUUCUAGCUUGUUUGUUUGUUUGUUUUUUUAAAACAUACUUUUUUUUUUCUUUUACCUUCGACCUUUUUUGUUUCAAGUUCCUGUAGUCCUCGGGGAUGCUACUGUGCUUGUGUACGUGGUCCCUGAGAGCCGCGGUGGAGAGGCAGCGGUGACAUGUGUGCCCUCAAGAAAUGUGCAGCCUGCAUCAUGGAAUUGGGAAUCCUUCUGCUAGUGACGGCCUUCACGCUCUCAGGCGCUGCUUCCAUGAAGAUACAAGCUUAUUUCAAUAGCACUGCAUGCCUGCCGUGCCCACAUUCAAAGGUUCAGAACAUGAGCCUGAGCGAGCUGGUCGUAUUCUGGCAGGACCAGAAAAAGCUGGUUCUGUAUGAGCACUAUCUGGGCAGAGAGAAAUCUAAUAGCGUAAAUGCCAAGUACCUUGGCCGCACGAGCUUCGAUGAGCAUAACUGGGCUUUACGGCUUCCCAACGUUCAGAUCACAGACAUGGGCUCAUAUGACUGCUAUAUCCAACAAAAACGACCCACGGGAUCCGUCAUCCUCCAGCAGACAAACAUGGAGCUGUCGGUGGUCGCUAACUUCAGUGAGCCUGAAAUAGAGCUGGCUCAGAAUGUAACGAGAAAUUCUGGCAUAAAUUUGACCUGCACAUCCGAGCAUGGUUUUCCAAAACCUAUGAAGAUGUAUUUUUUGAUCAUUAACUCAACUAAUAAGCAAGGCGACGACAUGGAGAUAUCACAAGACAACGUCACAGAACUAUUCAGCGUCUCCACCAGCCUGUCGCUCCCGUUCCCAGAGGACGCGUACAAUGUGACUUUCUGGUGUGUUCUGGAAACCAAGUCGAUGAAUAUUUCCUCCAGACCCUUCAGCGUAGUUCUUCCAGAGCCCCGACCUGUUCAAGAGAACUGGAGAGUCACGGUUGUUGUCGCGGUUGUUGUUGCUGUCCUCGGCGCGGUUCUUCCUCUGAUCAUCUAUUUCCUAUGUAGCUGCUGGUCGAGGCGAAAAGAUGCCAGAAGAAGCAGGAGCCGCGUGGCAUCUGUCUCUUAGAAAGGUGACGAGUGUCUUUGUCCUGUCUGACAGUCACCGCUGUAAACUUUGUCUUUAAAGAGCCCACAAGAUGAGGAGGCAGUUCAUCAGUGCAGUGUCACUUGGCAUGUGCAAGCCAAGUCCAGUCUCCAGUACCGAAGAAGGUGUUUUGACGUGAGACUCUGAAACCACUCACAUUUGCAUAUGCUGUACCUUGCAUACAUUCAGCUCCCCGUUGCCAUCUCCUGCUCCUCCCUCUCCCUCCCUCGCACCGGUGACCCUCUUGCUUCCUGAUAAUCCCCCUCCUACUCUCAGGAAGUAGAUGAUUGAUCAGUCUAGAUGCUGCAUGACAGAAAACAUAUUACAGCCGUCUUUCUGAGUCUUGGUUUGCUUAGCACGAUGAUCUCUAGUCAUUUACUUUAGGACGGCAUAAUUUUGUUCUUAACAAUGGUUCAAUAAAAUUUUGUAGUGCAUAUAUAUAUAUAUAUAUAUAUAUGUAGGUAUGUACGGACCCCCUGUUCUUUUUACUUACUUAUCUGUUGAUGGCUCUGUAUUUUGGCUACUGUGAAUAAUGAAAUAAUAAACCUGGUCUAUAUGUCAAUA
Molecule: messenger RNA, 1722 nt
Organism: Meriones unguiculatus (Mongolian gerbil)
Lineage: Eukaryota; Metazoa; Chordata; Mammalia; Rodentia; Muridae
Gene: Cd86
Product: CD86 molecule
Exons: 5
Coding region: 256-1140 (294 amino acids)
Biological process (GO): positive regulation of T cell proliferation; negative regulation of T cell proliferation; T cell costimulation
Cellular component (GO): external side of plasma membrane
Source: RefSeq, a predicted model, not a curated record